UUUGUUUUUCUAAUGGGGAUAUGUUUGAGUGCUAGAAUUAAAGCUGAAAGCCCAUUUCAUACAGGGCUAAAUUCAAGAUCUGUUAGCAUAGAUGGAUGUGAUAGCAAUCCAAGCUCGAGGGUACCACCGCCUACCCGAAGUGAAGGAGAGAUAUUGCAGUCUCCCAAUUUGAAGAGCUUUAGUUUUUCUGAUCUUAAAACUGCCACUAGGAACUUUCGUCCCGAUAGUGUGCUAGGAGAAGGUGGUUUUGGCUCGGUUUUCAAAGGGUGGAUCGAUGAGAACACGUUCGCAGCUACCAAGCCUGGUACAGGUGUGAUCAUUGCUGUGAAAAGGCUAAAUCAAGAAGGUUUUCAAGGUCACAGGGAAUGGCUGGCAGAAGUAAACUAUUUGGGACAAUUUUCUCAUCCUCAUCUUGUAAAGUUGAUUGGCUAUUGCUUGGAGGAUGAACACCGGCUUUUGGUUUAUGAAUUCAUGCCUCGGGGAAGCUUGGAAAACCACUUGUUUAGGAGAGGUUCUUAUUUCCAACCUCUAUCUUGGAGACUGCGAUUGAAGGUUGCUCUAGGAGCUGCAAAGGGCCUUGCUUUUCUCCACAGUGCGGAGACAAAAGUGAUAUAUAGAGACUUCAAAACCUCGAAUAUUUUGCUUGAUUCAAACUACACUGCCAAACUCUCGGACUUUGGAUUAGCCAAGGAUGGGCCAACGGGUGACAAAAGCCAUGUCUCUACAAGGGUUAUGGGGACCUACGGAUAUGCAGCUCCAGAAUACAUGGCCACUGGUCAUUUAACUAGCAAGAGUGAUGUGUAUAGUUUUGGAGUUGUCCUCCUCGAGAUGCUGUCAGGUCGUAGGGCGAUCGACAAGAAUAGACCAUCCGGAGAACACAACCUGGUCGAGUGGGCAAAACCUUACUUGGGCAACAAACGUAAAGUCUUCCGCGUUUUGGAUACCCGUCUUGAAGGCCAGUACUCAAUGGACGUGGCAAGUAAAGUAGCUAACCUUGCCUCGCGAUGCCUAUCAAAAGAUCCUCGGUUUAGAUCAAGCAUGAGUGACAUUGUUAAAGAACUCGAGCAUCUUUAUCAGCAAUCUAAAGAUGCAGGAAAUACUCGUAGCCACGGUAACAACCGGCCUAAUAGACCACGUAGACGGAGUGCUGGUGAUGUUGCUGGUGGUAGAAAUGGUUCGGUUGCUUAUCCGAGACCAUCUGCUUCUCCCCUUUAUGCUAAAUAAUUCAAUACAUGAUUGAAAGAUGCCUUCGUUUUUUCUUUUGCCUUUAUGUUUUCGUGCUUGAAAAGUAAUUUAGGCUGCUGAAGAACCUGCGCAUUUGCAGAAUCAGCUGAUUGUAUAGUUGUUUUGGCUAAUGUAUUGAAUCAUUACUUUCUAUA
This is a messenger RNA of Lycium ferocissimum, 1379 nucleotides long. Its product is annotated as probable serine/threonine-protein kinase PBL9. The transcript is spliced from 6 exons. NCBI's taxonomy places the organism in Eukaryota, Viridiplantae, Streptophyta, Magnoliopsida, Solanales, Solanaceae. Bases 13 to 1224 code for a protein of 403 amino acids. Gene Ontology annotation, biological process: protein phosphorylation. Gene Ontology annotation, molecular function: protein kinase activity; ATP binding. The record is from RefSeq and is a predicted model, not a curated record.